UUGAAAUAGGAGAAGAAAAUGCAAACGUCUGGGAAGAGAAGAUUAAACUCACUCAUUUAAUGCUCAUUAAAAAAGAAAAUAUCAAUUAGUCAAGAAUUAUCAUAGAAGUAACCACUCAAAUAAUACUGCAUCGACAAUACACAAGUGUAAUAAUACAAUAAUAUAUUGCUACUGGUAGUAUGAAAGACCAGCAGUCUGAUGAAGUUGUCAAUGCAGUUAUUGGGGACAGAUUGGCUUGUGAUGGUUACUUAGCAACACUGAGAUUCAUUGGUGAUGUGCCACCUACAAAAGGUGUUUGGCUAGGUGUAGAAUGGGAUGAGCCAGAUCGAGGUAAACACAAUGGCACUCACGAGGGACAUACUUACUACACUACAAGACACCCAAAAUCAGGCUCGUUUAUACGGCCUAAGAAAGCAAACUUUGGUGUCUCGUUCAUGAGUGCGGUCCAUGAUCGUUACGGGAAGAUUGAGGAUGAGAAUGCAGGCGUGAUAACUGAUGAACUGUUUGUGUUGGGGCCCAAUCAACAGACUGUGGUUGAGAUGGUGGGGGCGAGAAAAGUGAAUGACCAACAGAGCAAACUUGAGGACCUUAAGGAGGUUGCACUUCGAGGGAUGCUGGUCAACGGCACACUGCCCACUGACGACCUUUCUGCACUGGUUCCCUCUAUUGUUGACCUUGACCUGUCACAGAACCUUAUGAUGUCAUGGGGACAGGUGGCAGAAAUAGUCAAGCAGUUAAAAAAGCUGAAGUCGUUGAAUGUUAGUGAAAAUAAACUCCUGAUGCCAGAGCAAACUUCGAGUCUUGUGGACAGUUUCUCCCACAUUAAAGUGCUCUUCCUCAACAGAAUGGAUUUAACGUGGAAGGAGGUGUUGUGUUGCUCAGAAAUGUUCACUAAACUUGAGCAGAUCCAUGCCUGUUUCAACAAAAUAACAGAAUUGUCUCCCUUGGAGAAUCACCUAGGCAACAUCAGACUGGUUAACCUGGAGUCCAACUGCCUGACAGACUGGUCACAGUUAUUCUGUCUGGGAAGUCUUCCACUACUGCACACAUUGAUACUCAGUGAGAACAAGAUAUCACACAUCUACUUCGACAGCAAUGGUCCAUCUUCCACUGACAUGUUCCCUAGUUUACGGUGUCUGACAAUCACCAGGAACCAGAUUAGUGAGUGGCAAAGCAUCAAUGAACUGAACAAGCUGGCCUGUCUGGAGGAGUUACGAAUCAAGUCCAAUCCACUCAUGGAGUUGGCUACACCGCAGACUGUAAGGCAGCUCUUGAUUGCUAGACUCCAGCAUCUGAAAAUGUGUAACCGCACAGAGGUGAGUAGUGAGGAGAGGAAGGGAGCAGAGAUAGACUACUUGAAGAGGUUUGGGCCGGAAUGGGUGAAAGCUGGAGGGAACCAGGACCCCAACCUGAAUAAGCCUACACCAGAAUUCCUACAGGAGCACCCGAGAUUCAACGACCUUGUGAAAAUCUGGGGCGCCCCCGAGGACUCUGAGAUGAAACAGCAGGCCACAACUCUUAAAAGCAGCCUGCUCGCUGUGAAGAUCAUCUGCCCAGGUUUGCCAGAGAGCCAAGCGCUGGAGAAGAAAUUACCCUCAACAAUGACAGUUGGAAAGUUGAAGGCCCUGAUAUUCAGGGUGUUCAAAAUUGACUCUGAGAUAAAGCUCUUCUACACAAGUCAAAAGGUACAAGGCAAGCAGUUGGAAUAUGAAAUGGAUAACGAUCAACACUUUCUGUCCUACUAUGCCAUAGAACAAGGAGACACUAUCAUUGUCAAGCUGUGAUAAUUUAAGAUAUUUUUAAUCAUUUAAUUAUAUAAAAUCUUGUGUUAUAGUGAUACUGAAAUAACAACUUAAUAAGUGUAAUUGGUUUAUGUCCUGUUAAGCCAUAGAACAAGGUGACAUUUUAAUUGUCUAGUUGUUUUGUAAGUAUAUAGUAUAAUAAUUUAUAUAGAUGUAAGUUAUGGGCCUUGGACUUCGAAUUUUUCUUAAUAAUAACUUUUUUCUAGAGGACUUUGUAACGUAAUGCUUUCAGAUAAAUGUAUUUAUCUGAUUUUGUGUACAUGAGUCUACUUAUAUGACUUACAAAUGAAGUGUGAGUUUGGUUCGGGGUCCAUUGAUUAUUGGCGAAGUUAUGGGCCUUUGACUUAGGAAUUUUAUUAAAAAUAACACUUCUGGAUUUUUUUCCAAAACUUUCUCAGACACUGUCCAAGUGUCAUAAUUUUGUGAAAAAGCAAUGGACCAUACUUCGUCAUGAUGUUUUAAACUGGAAUAUAGCUGCUGUGUGACUUCAAAAUGCAAUAGGGAGCAUAGCCUUUCACAAAUGCAGUUUUUGUUAUUGUUUCAUUGACAAAGGUCAUCAUUUUUUUGUUGAAUAAAUAAAGGUCAUAAACUUCAAAUAUAAUAACAUAAGUCACUUUUCAUGAUUUUGCAAUAUGUUUUGUUUAAAGCAUGUCAUACAAAGCUCUGACAAUCAAUGCAUUUCCAUAUUUUGUUCAACUGCGCUUGGAAAUGUGUUUAUACUCUUAACACAGGAUUGCUUUCUUUGUUAUAGCAAUCUACAAUAUAUUUAGUUAAACCGAUGAAACAUAAAACAGAGUCUAAAUUCUGUGACGACGACUACACGAGCCAGUCUAAAGGCUAGAAAUUUCGGAAUCUUCACGUAGAUCAAUAAUUAAUCAAUAUAUUUAUGUGUCAUAACAGCCGUACGGCUAGACAAUCUCCAUAGGAAAGGCUAUACGAACAGAGCCGUACGGCUAGCCACUGCCUUUACAAUUUGGGUUCAUAAAUAUUUUAUAAGGACAAUGUGCAGAAAGUAGAUUUUAUGGAAAAACUUUCAACCCCAUUUAAAAAAUGCAUACAAAUCAGUUAAAUAUCAUUAAUCAUGUUGAUAUGGUUUCACUUGAUUUGUAAUCCAAUACAGAUAAGUAUAUACAUGCAGAACCAUAAAUGUCCAGAAAAGCUGA
Molecule: messenger RNA, 2965 nt
Organism: Dreissena polymorpha
Lineage: Eukaryota; Metazoa; Mollusca; Bivalvia; Myida; Dreissenidae
Product: tubulin-specific chaperone E-like
Exons: 13
Coding region: 180-1784 (534 amino acids)
Cellular component (GO): cytoplasm
Molecular function (GO): protein kinase binding
Source: RefSeq, a predicted model, not a curated record